CUCCGGAGGCCCUUACUUUGCCCACCACCAUGUUACUCUUUUAAUCCAUGCUGACCUACUUUAUUAAAGGGCUUUUGACCCUCCCUAUUCACUAUGCUUCCCUCAAUGCUUCGACGUAUUUCUCGCCCUGCCUAUCCGAAGCUGUCUCUCGAGAUUCAACAGCUCCAUAACACGAGAAGGAGCCGGCCAUGGCAGCAGCAAUCUCGAUCCCUCUUCGGCAAAUCCAAAUCAGAGGAGAAGAAGAAGAAGUAUAAGAUGUCGCCCUCCCGUGGCACCUUGAUUGGGGUCACUUCCGUGGUAAUCGCGGGUUCUCUGACCUACAUCCUCUACCGAAACGACUAUGUCCAACCUCUUCCACCCACCCGUCUGCGCAGCGAGAUACGAGCCGAACGACAAAAACACCAAGCUAUACAAGAUAGGAAGCACGAAAUUGUUGUCCAAAAUGCAGAGCGCAUGAAAGCUCUCCCAUUCCACCAGGAUCUACAAACUCCUGCGGAUGAUUCAGCUUGGGGGAACUUCAGCACAAAAUUCGCCUUGUUCUCUUCCGUCGCAGAUCUUGAAUGGGGCUCGGUAGCCGGUAAAAUCAAGGACUUCGUGAUGCCAGAUUGGGCAAAAGUUUUGCCAGACUACAUCGGCAAGUUGCAGAGGGAGCUCUCAAUGGCUCCAGGGUCAUUGGCAGAUGAGAUUUGGCAAGAAGCACACGAUCCAUACACAAACCCGGAAAUCGAAUACGCGGCUUCCGUUAGAGUCUCUUCGGAACUAUGUAAAGAGGAGAGAGAGUUCCUUAUGAAGCGGAAGAAGGCCACAACGACAGCAUUGGCAAAAUACCUUGGUCUUCCGGAGGAGGAAGUCCAUCCAGAUGAUGUGCCGUGUAUUGCUAUGGUCGGAUCUGGAGGUGGUUUGAGGGCUUUAGUAGCAGGCACGGGCUCCCUCCUUGCUUCAAGUGAAGAUGGAUUGUUCGACUGUGCGACCUACACUGCUGGUGUCUCCGGGAGCUGUUGGUUACAAGCACUAUUUCACUCAUCACUCGGUGGCCGACGCCUCGACAAAAUUGUUGAUCAUUUGAAGGCCCGAAUUGGCGUGCACAUUGCUUACCCACCCGUUGCUCUUGCUGCUUUAAACUCUGCUCCUACGAACAAGUUCCUCUUAAGUGGCUUCGUUGAAAAGUUGAAGGGAGACCCAGAAGCCGAUUUUGGACUAGUUGAUGUUUACGGGCUGCUGCUCGCUGCAAGAUUGCUUGUUCCAAAAGGAGAAGUUGGCGUCGACGACAGAGAUCUUAAGAUAUCGAACCAACAAGAUUAUCUCAAGAAUGGCGAACAUCCUAUGCCGAUUUACACCGCAGUACGUCACGAAAUACCUAUUAUUGAAGAGUCGUCAGGGCUUGAGAAAGCCACAGACUCCCCCUCGCAGGAGACGAAAGCAAAGGCGAAAAAGGAAGCCUGGUUUCAGUGGUUCGAAAUCUCGCCAUAUGAGAUGUUUUGCGAGGAAUUUGGCGCUGGGAUCCCAACUUGGGCUAUAGGUAGGAAGUUUGAGAACGGAAAGGACCUUGCGCAAGACGAGGGCGGAUUCCGUGUGCCGGAACUCCGACUACCAUUGAUGCUUGGAAUAUUCGGAUCCGCCUUCUGUGCAACCCUAUCCCACUAUUACAAAGAGGUUCGGCCUUUAGUCAAAGGUCUUGUUGGCUUCGGCGGCAUUGACGAUAUGAUCGAGGGGCGCAAUGAAGACUUGAGUAAAGUGCACCCGAUACUGCCAGCUUCUAUUCCCAAUUUUGCGUACAAGAUGGACGACAAAUUACCGAAGACGGCACCGGAAAGCAUCUACAAGAACACACACCUGCAACUCAUGGAUGCGGGAAUGUCGAACAAUCUUCCAAUUUAUCCCCUGCUCCGGCCUGGUAGAGAUGUUGAUAUUCUGAUAGCAUUUGACGCCAGUGCAGAUAUCAAAACCGAAAAUUGGCUGUCUGUGGCAGAUGGAUAUGCACGACAGCGCGGGAUCAAAGGCUGGCCUGUUGGAGUUGGUUGGCCCAAAGAAAAGGACAGUAUAGAGAAGACCACAGGUCAGCUUGACGAAGCCCAAGCAAGCUCUGCAGCUGAAGCCGAUGCCAAGCUGGAAGACGCGAAAGCAGAUCAAAUUGAGCAUCUGAAAGACGUCGAGGAAAAUGGCAAAAAGGUAUCAAUCAGUCAGAACGAUGAUGAUUUUGGAGACCUGGGAUAUUGCACUGUAUGGGUGGGGAGCACCCAAGAACGGUCGUCCAGCACAGAUGAUGUCCCAUCCAAAGCUGUCAAGGAAGAUUGGGAACUUAUGGAGCCAGACGCCGGUAUCGCAGUUGUUUAUUUCCCAUUCCUGAGCAAUCCCAAAGUCGAAGGUGUCGAUCCGGUGACAAGUGAUUACAUGAGUACAUGGAACUUCGUCUAUACCCCUGAAGAUAUUGACAAUAUCGUUGCGCUUGCGAGAGCAAAUUUUGACGAGGGACGAGAGAGGACAAGAAAAUGUGUGCGGGCCGUGUAUGAACGCAAAAAGAAAAAGAGAGAGGCCAGGGAGAGUGCGGAGAGGGAGAGUAGGUGGAGGAGGAAGGUGAGGCUUGGGAUUGUGGGUAAGAAGGGGGAGGGCGAUCACUUUCAUCUCACAUGAAAGUCCCAUGAGAUCCUCCUUGGCCCCAUAUGUCCAAGGUCAGAUCCAAGGAAGUAGAUAGUUACAGACUCAACGGCUGGACGCUUCCUCAACAUGCUCCUGUGGAAGCACCCGCACUAACAUUCAGAGAAUGUCGAAAGACUGCCGGAUUGAAGCAUAUCAAGAAACUUCAAAUGCUGGGAUCAUUGCACAUUGAUCGGCAGUACCCGAAGUCCUUGGCCGGGUAUCAAAAAUGGCGGUGGUGGAUCCCUUGCCAGCUUCUUCCACGAACUCAAUGCUUGUCAUUGGGCACCUCCCUCGUCAGUAAUAUAUUCGAAGGAUCUCGCUCCUUGUUUCCGAAGACCCUUUUUCAAAAUUAAAUAAUCUUCUUUUCAAACGGAGGAAAUCCUCAAGCCCGUUCUCUUAUGGC
Messenger RNA from Hyaloscypha bicolor E, 3040 nucleotides. Its product is annotated as FabD/lysophospholipase-like protein. Gene Ontology annotation, biological process: glycerophospholipid catabolic process. Gene Ontology annotation, cellular component: cytosol. The coding region runs from base 94 to 2631 and encodes 845 amino acids. Gene Ontology annotation, molecular function: A2-type glycerophospholipase activity. Lineage: Eukaryota; Fungi; Ascomycota; Leotiomycetes; Helotiales; Hyaloscyphaceae. The record is from RefSeq and is a predicted model, not a curated record. The transcript has a single exon.